Messenger RNA from Colossoma macropomum (tambaqui), 817 nucleotides. RefSeq names its product galactose-specific lectin nattectin-like. The transcript is spliced from 7 exons. The record is from RefSeq and is a predicted model, not a curated record. The coding region runs from base 124 to 621 and encodes 165 amino acids. Gene Ontology annotation, molecular function: signaling receptor activity. Lineage: Eukaryota; Metazoa; Chordata; Actinopteri; Characiformes; Serrasalmidae.
AAAAGUAACGAAUCGGCACAAUUUCCAUCAGUUUCUUCGCUCAGAAGCUUUCGUUUUGAAAGAGUGCUGGGUUUGAUCGAAACUUCGCAGACGAUUGGCUCGAGAUUCAAAGUCUCUGUCAGCAUGGCAUUCCGGUACUCUUUGCUCCUUUCGGUCAUGUGUCUCCUCGCUGUUCACCAAGCAGUUGCUGAGGAAAAAAAACAGGCUGUUCUCAGGGACUCUAGCUGGAAAUCGUAUGGAUCUCGCGAGUUCAAAUUCUUUGGCCUCAAAAGUACAUGGGAGGAGGCUGAGAAAACCUGUGUGCGGAACAACGCACAUCUGGCUUCAGUGCAUGAUGAGAAUGAAGACAAUUUCAUUAAGCGUCUGAUUCACGCUCAGUCUAACAAGAACAUUGCAACGUGGCUCGGAGGCUACCGUAGUAAGACUGCUCGUGAUCGCUGGUACUGGACUGAUGGCUCUCAUUUUGACUUUGCUGAGUGGGCCCCAGGUGAGCCGAAUGGCUCCGGACAAUGUCUGCAGACCAACUACUAUGGAGCCUGGGAUGAUCUGGUUUGCUACUAUAAACGUCCUUUUGUCUGUGCUCGAAAGGCCAAAACUGGUGCUUUCAAAAGCCUGAUCUGAUCUGAACUGCUCCUUUGAGAACCCUUCUGCGUGUGACAAAAAGCCCACAGAAGGAUCAACCCUUCAGCUUUGAGAGCCCCAGAUAUUAAAGAUAAAAGAAUGUUACUGUGAUCGUGUUUUCAGUUUCUAUUUGAUCUAAAAAUGUGUGUGUGAACGGGGCUGUGAUUGAUAUCAAAUAAAAUUCAGCACUGCAUAA